GGCCCUUGCUUUAGUCUCUCUGCUCCCUCCUCAUUCCUUCCAUGCAGCCGAGGAAGUUUGCGGCGGACGGAGCCCGCCAGAGGGGCAGCUAUGGCCGGGGUGCUCUCCUACGAGAGUUUGGUCCAUGCUAUGGCCGGGGCUGUGGGUAGUAUGACAGCAAUGACUGUAUUUUUUCCUCUGGAUACAGCUAGACUAAGGCUUCAAGUUGAUGAAAAACGCAAAUCCAAGACAACACACACGGUUUUGCUGGAGAUAAUAAAAGAAGAAGGCCUCCUGGCUCCAUAUCGAGGGUGGUUCCCUGUCAUCUCCAGCCUUUGUUGUUCCAACUUUGUCUAUUUCUAUACAUUUAACAGUCUAAAAACGGUGUGGGUCAAAGGCCAUCAUUCUACCACAGGAAAAGAUUUGACUCUUGGGGUGGUUGCAGGUAUAGUGAACGUAUUGUUGACUACUCCACUCUGGGUAGUGAACACCCGCCUGAAACUCCAGGGGGCAAAAUUCAGAAAUGAAGACAUUUUACCAACUAAUUACAAGGGCAUUGUAGACGCUUUUCAUCAGAUAAUAAGGGAUGAAGGAAUCCUGGCUUUGUGGAAUGGUACUUUCCCCUCAUUGCUGUUGGUGUUCAAUCCCGCCAUACAAUUCAUGUUCUAUGAAGGACUUAAGCGGAAGAUUCUGAAAAAGCAGUUGCAGCUUUCCUCACUAGAUGUAUUUAUCAUUGGAGCAAUAGCCAAAGCAAUCGCCACUACGCUCACUUACCCUAUGCAGACAGUACAGUCAAUUUUGCGGUUUGGACAUCACCGACUAAACCCAGAAAACAAGAGACUAGGCAGUCUUAAAAAUAUUCUGUACCUUCUUCAGCAGAGAAUAAAGCGCUUCGGAUUAGUAGGACUCUAUAAAGGGCUUGAAGCAAAGCUGCUGCAAACUGUCCUCACGGCUGCCCUGAUGUUCCUAGUCUAUGAAAAAAUUGCUGCGGCUACUUUCACAAUCAUGGGCUUAAAGCACCCACCAAAGCACUGACAGUGACAUGCUGGCUCUGCAACUCCUUUAAUUUAGGAAAAUAAAAUAGGUUCUUAGGAAGCACAAAAGCAGUAUCUGAGGAAUGACUGGGUUAUACCCUGAAAUCUGCAAUACCUUUUUACUACGUUCUUGUUGAGUGCUUCAGAAUGUGUUUGAAAAAAAAAAGCUCGAAGAGAAAUCCAGAAACUUCAGCUGCCAGUCACUGUAGAUAAACUUUUUUCUUGAACAUUUGUUUUAGGAAGCAAAAUGGAAAAUGAUAUUUCACCAUUUAGCUGGAUAUCCAUAAACUCCUUGGAGGGAGUUUCCUUCCUAUGUAAAAGGAAGUGAGGGUGUUUCUCAUGGUGUUUGUUUGUUUCAUUGUAUCCUCCAUCAUUCAUUCUCCACUUUAUGUCAGAUUGUGUCACAGAUCUGAUAUGGUAUAAUCUCAUACAUAACCGGACCAUUAAAAAAGUUCAUUGAGAACUGUGUUUUGGGUAUAUUCUUUAUUUUGUUGUUCUUUUACUAAUUUGGGGAAGUUUAGAAGAAUUUUUACAUUGGCUUACGUUGGCUUUUGCUGCCUGUUAGUGGCUGCCUGCCCAGUUAGCAUAAGUACUGAAGGUAGGUACUGUAUGAAUACUGUCAGACUGUUGCCGUACACGCUACCUUUUCCAGUAUUUGAAUGUUCUUCAUAGGGGGACGUUUACAGAAUCUCUGUCAAAUGACUGUCCAGCUCUGUUUUAAAAAAUUAAAAGAAAAGGAACCCAAUCCCUUCUGAUACAAUUUGUUCCACUACUGAAAAGGUCUUGUUAAAAAGUUAUUCCCGAUAUCCAAAUGAACUUUGCUUUCUUUUAAUCUAAACCCAUUACUCCUUGUCUUGCCUUCAGGAGCAACAGAAAACAAGUUACCAUCUUUACACUGACAGCUUCUCAGAUAUCUGAAGACUGCUAUCAUAUCCUAUAUUUCUUAUUUAAUUAAACAGCAUGGCAACUUGUUUCAAUCUUUCCCAUACAAUUUAAUUUCUAAACUCCUGAUCAUCUUUGUUACUUCAUCUAAACUCAUUCCAUUUGGCAAUAUUCUUGUUAAAGUAUUUGACUUAGAAACUACUUUUAUUAACAUAUCCAAUAAGUAAGUGAGCCUUUUUUACAGUCACUUCACACCACUAACAUGUACAGUCUGUGAUCCACUGUAAUACCUAUAGUGGUAUUAUAUCUCCAAUUCUAGACAUAGAUUUGGGGUUUUCCCUGCUUAAAUACAAAACCUUACAUUUAUUCAAUUUCAUUUUGUUAAAAUAGGCCCGAUUUUCCAGUUGAUAAAGAUCUUGUUUAAUUUAUCUCCGUCUUUUAGGUUAAUUACCCCUCCCAGUUUUUCAUCAUCUGGUCUAAAAAUUUCCUGGAUCCUACUUUUUACCCUUUUUCUUGUAAUGUCAAAUCGAGCAGAAAAGCUCUCUUGUAUAGUAACUUGAAAAAUUUAAUUUUAAAUUUAAUUUCUGAUUCUUUGUUAAACAAGCAUAAAUGUACUGCAGCAUUGACAUUGUAACUCACUGUUGAAAGGAAAUUUAAAAAUGGUGGGCAAUAAGAAAGAAACUAUAAUUAUUUUCUGUAUAUUGUGUUAAAGUGUACAAAACAUUCCAUGGUUUUUAUUGGUUACUCAUAUUCACGGUUCUUAAACUAAGAACUGCUUGUCUGUGAAAGUUACUAGCAUCUGCUUCUUGGAACAGAUUCUUUGUACCGCUGACUGAUUUUUGCAUUGGCUUUCUCAGGAUUUCAUGUCAUGAAUCAAUAGGCAAUAGAGUCUUAACUUGUGUUCAGUCUAUUUUCCAUAGAUCAAGCAGUAAUCUGUUUCAGUAAUAUAUUAUUGUUCAGUCCUAAAGAUUUACUGUAGAAAAAUGCUUCCUCGCAAAAAACUUUUUGUAAUUCACCCCCAAAAUUGCAGACAAUCAAAUAUAUAUAGUACCAUGUCUAUCUUUUAAAAAAGCGUUCUGCUCUGUCUUUGUAAUAUAACACAUUGUUUGCUUUGUGCCCAUUUUCAGAUUGAAAGAUUUUGAUUUACUUAAAUACAACAUGCUUCAUGAAACUAGAUUGUUGUUAGCCUUACAAGACGUCAGGUAUGUUUAUGUUCUCAGUUGCUGCACUUUACUAAGUAAAACAGAGUCGCUUACCUGUAACAGGUUUGUAUUAAUUCGCAUAAAUAGGGGGAUGAGCACUCUGCCCAGGGUAAUUUUACAACCAAAAAUUGCCAACUCUCUACAGACCUUGUCCUGAAAGGGCCUUCCUGCGCUUCAGACAGAGCGCUUUAAUAAAAAAGCCAGAAGUGUAGUAUCUGGGGGAAAGGUGAUACUACAUAUGUACACAUUGUUCUUUUGUGUAGGCUGUAUCACCUGUAUUGCUCAGAUCCUGCAGUUCAGAUAUCCUCAAGCCACAUGGCAGAACCUGGGGCGUGGACCUUGUAUUGGUGUAGAGCCAGUUUGGUGUAGUGGUUAAGAGUGCAGGACUCUAAUCUGGAGAACUGGGUUUGAUUCCUCACUCCUCCACUUGAAGCCAGCUGGGUGACCUUGGGUCAGUCACAGCUUCUAGCUCUCUCAGCUCCACCUACCUCACAGGGUGUUUUGUUGUGGGGAUAAUAAUAACAUACUUUGUAAACCACUCUGAGUGGGUGUUAAGUUGCCCUGAAGGGCGGUAUAUAAAUCAAAUGUUGUUGUUAUUUGGACAUGCCACAAUAAAUAGUACACUAUGUUGGUCUCUUCUG
Eublepharis macularius is the source of this 3738-nucleotide messenger RNA. RefSeq names its product solute carrier family 25 member 17 (gene SLC25A17). The record is from RefSeq and is a predicted model, not a curated record. Gene Ontology annotation, biological process: transmembrane transport. Gene Ontology annotation, molecular function: ADP transmembrane transporter activity; AMP transmembrane transporter activity; FMN transmembrane transporter activity. The transcript has 9 exons. NCBI's taxonomy places the organism in Eukaryota, Metazoa, Chordata, Lepidosauria, Squamata, Eublepharidae. Gene Ontology annotation, cellular component: peroxisomal membrane. Bases 91 to 1014 code for a protein of 307 amino acids.